Mastomys coucha (southern multimammate mouse) is the source of this 6971-nucleotide messenger RNA. It is a transcript of the gene Lrrc8b, whose product is annotated as leucine rich repeat containing 8 VRAC subunit B. Gene Ontology annotation, molecular function: protein binding. The record is from RefSeq and is a predicted model, not a curated record. Lineage: Eukaryota; Metazoa; Chordata; Mammalia; Rodentia; Muridae. The transcript has 6 exons. The coding region runs from base 619 to 3030 and encodes 803 amino acids.
AUGAGCAACAUUGUUGCAGAGCCCAAGAAGUAAUACCUUGUAUUUAUGUCAGAAACAAAGCCAACACGAGUGAGUUUUGUCUAACAAUUCCUUGCUCUACCAAAUCAUCGUACUUUCUUACUGUGCCUGGGUGAUUGCAUAGUAAGUUUAUACUUCUCAGCAAAAUAAAGAUCCAAUGGGAUCCCCAGCAGAACAGUUUAGAGAAAUGGGAUCUUUUAUCUAAGAAGCCAAAGCCACAUUUCCCCCAAAGCCAGUCAGUCAUUACUGAUUACCAUUGUCUUUAUGAGAACAUUUACUAUCACGGACAGGGCUCUGCUCUCCACUCAACAGGGCUGGCAGCUGAAUAAGACAGAUGCAGAUACUUACAGCCAACCAAAGGACUGAGGUCGGGGACCCCAUGCAGUGAUUCUUAUAGAAUGAAACUUCCUAAUGCCUAAACUGGCGUUCCUCAGAUCAAAACUAAUUGCAGAGUUUCCGGUUGACCAGCAUUCAAAGGAAUGAAGACAAAGUUAGAAAUGGUGUGUCUGAGAAACUUCAAAAGGUGUAGACCUCCCGAUUGAAGCAUAGCUGAUUUGAUUCAUUUUUCUUCAUAAUAUUUCUCUUCUCUACAAGGGAGUCAUGAUUACACUAACAGAGUUAAAAUGCUUAGCGGACGCCCAGUCAUCCUACCACAUACUGAAGCCGUGGUGGGACGUCUUCUGGUAUUACAUCACCCUCAUCAUGCUGUUGGUGGCUGUGCUGGCCGGAGCCCUGCAGCUCACCCAGAGCAGGGUUCUGUGCUGUCUUCCCUGUAAGGUGGAAUUUGACAAUCAGUGUGCUGUGCCUUGGGACAUCCUGAAAGCCAGCGAGAAUGCAUCUUCUAACUUGGGCCUGCCGCUCCCGCUGCCGCUCAGGAUCCAGAAUGACCUCCAUCGGCAGCAGUACUCCUACAUCGAUGCUGUCUGCUACGAGAAGCAGCUCCAUUGGUUCGCCAAGUUUUUCCCCUACCUGGUGCUUCUGCACACGCUCAUCUUUGCAGCCUGCAGCAACUUCUGGCUUCACUACCCCAGCACCAGCUCCAGGCUGGAGCACUUUGUGUCCAUCCUCCACAAGUGCUUCGAUUCUCCAUGGACCACACGUGCCCUGUCAGAGACAGUGGCCGAACAGUCAGUGAGGCCCCUGAAGCUCUCCAAGUCCAAAACCUUGCUCUCAACCUCAGGGGGCUCUGCCGACAUUGACGCCAGCAAGCAGUCAUUGCCCUAUCCACAGCCAGGCUUAGAGUCACCUGGCAUAGAAAGCCCAACUUCUAGUGUCCUGGACAAGAAGGAGGGCGAACAAGCCAAAGCCAUCUUUGAAAAAGUGAAGAGGUUCCGCCUGCAUGUGGAGCAGAGGGACAUCAUCUACCGGGUGUACCUGAAGCAGAUAAUCGUCAAAGUCAUCCUGUUUGUCCUUAUUAUAACUUACGUCCCGUACUUUCUCAGUUACAUAACUCUUGAAAUUGACUGUUCGAUCGAUGUGCAGGCAUUUACAGGCUAUAAGCGCUACCAGUGUGUCUACUCAUUGGCAGAAAUCUUCAAGGUCCUGGCUUCGUUUUACGUCAUUCUGGUGAUGCUUUACGGUCUCACAUCGUCCUACAGCCUGUGGUGGAUGCUGAGGAGUUCCUUGAAGCAGUACUCCUUUGAGGCUCUCAGGGAGAAAAGCAACUACAGCGAUAUCCCCGAUGUCAAGAACGACUUUGCCUUCAUCCUCCACCUGGCUGACCAGUACGACCCCCUGUACUCCAAGCGCUUCUCCAUCUUCCUGUCGGAGGUCAGUGAGAACAAACUGAAACAGAUCAACCUCAACAAUGAGUGGACCGUGGAGAGACUCAAGAGCAAGCUUGUGAAAAACUCCCAGGACAAGAUCGAGCUGCAUCUCUUCAUGCUCAACGGCCUUCCAGAUAAUGUCUUUGAGUUAACAGAGAUGGAAGUGCUGAGCCUGGAGCUCAUCCCUGAGGUCAAGCUGCCAGCUGCUGUCUCUCAGCUUGUCAACCUCAGGGAGCUCCACGUGUACCAUUCGUCCCUGGUGGUCGACCAUCCUGCCCUGGCCUUUCUAGAGGAGAACUUACGAAUCCUCCGCCUGAAAUUUACCGAAAUGGGGAAGAUUCCACGCUGGGUGUUCCACCUGAAGAAUCUCAAGGAACUGUACCUGUCGGGCUGCGUUCUCCCAGAGCAGCUGAGCACCAUGCACCCGGAGGGCUUCCAGGACCUGAAGAACCUGAGGACCCUCUACCUGAAGAGCAGCCUGUCCCGGAUCCCUCAGGUGGUGACAGACCUGCUGCCCUGCCUGCAGAAGCUGUCCCUUGAUAACGAGGGAAGCAAACUGGUCGUGCUGAACAACCUGAAGAAGAUGGUCAAUCUGAGAAGCCUGGAGCUCCUCAGCUGUGACCUGGAGCGCAUUCCCCAUUCCAUUUUUAGCCUGAACAACCUGCAUGAGUUGGACCUGAAGGAAAACAACCUCAAGACAGUAGAGGAGAUCAUCAGCUUCCAGCACCUGCCAAGCCUCUCCUGCCUGAAGCUCUGGCACAAUAACAUCGCAUACAUCCCCGCACAGAUCGGAGCUCUGUCUAACCUGGAACAGCUCUUCCUGGGUCACAACAACAUCGAGAGUCUGCCCUUGCAGCUUUUUCUAUGCACCAAACUCCACUACUUGGAUCUAAGCUAUAACCAUCUGACCUUCAUUCCGGAGGAAAUCCAGUACCUGACCAAUCUGCAGUACUUUGCUGUGACCAACAAUAAUAUCGAGAUACUACCAGACGGGCUGUUCCAGUGCAAGAAGCUUCAGUGUCUACUCCUGGGAAGAAAUAGCCUAACAGAUUUGUCCCCUCUGGUGGGAGAGCUGUCAAACCUCACCCACCUGGAACUCGCUGGUAACUACCUAGAGACACUGCCUGUGGAGCUGGAAGGGUGUCAGUCCCUGAAAAGGAGCUGUCUGAUUGUUGAGGACAGUUUGCUUAAUUCUCUUCCACUUCCUGUGACAGAACGUUUGCAAACUUGCUUAGAUAAAUGUUAGCCUAAAGAUCAGACUCAAGGCAAAAGCAGUUCUAAAAAGGCCCCAGGAAAGGAGAAUAAACUUUUCUAAGUUAUAAAGAUGAAAGAUGGCCAAUGAUUACAAUACACCAUAACCAAAAAUCUUACCAAAUAACCGAGUGUCUGUACCAAGUAGUAAAAAGAUAUCAACACCGGAGUUUUGUGAAUAACGAAUGUUUAAAUUAUUGAGAUGUAAAAAGUAUACAUUGAAGGUGGGUUGAGAGGCAUGCUGGUCUAGAAACCUUACCUUUCACGUUUUAUCUGCAGGACUGUCUCUCUCUCUCUCUCAACCACUUACUUACUUGCAUACAUGUUUUCACAUUUGCAUACAUGUUUUCACGGGACCUUGUAAUCUGAUAUUUAACUCCAUGGAGACUUGUUAGUAUAAAUCUCCUUGAUGUAUGCUCACCACUGGCUUUGAUUUAUAUUUUUUCAUUUUUUAAGCAGCAUGUAUCACACUGGGCAGAAUUCCAUCUUGGCUGACUUCUCUGCUCCUUUCUCAUUUUGCUGGAAUCUUCAUCUGGGUUUCUCUGAUAGUCCUGGGGUAGUGCUUAUAUUUGGCAUUUGCCUAGAACAGGAGCCAGUGUUUCUAGGACAUGUGCUCUGCUGAGCAUCCUAAAAAUUAAUGCAUUCUCAAAAUGUCUUCUUAUCUAUCAUCAAAGCCUUUUUAAAUAUGUUAAAAUUUUUUAUAUGAAAUAUAAAAUAUUUUCUACUGUAUGAUCUCAGAUGCUACAUCUACGAGAACACUUUUUUGUAAGCAAUGAACAUGUGCAUCUCUGUAAGAGUUUAAUGAUUCUUGGUUUUGGGCUGAUUAUGAUUCUCAUGUUUGUAUGCAUUCUGCUCCAAAAAUUUUUGUACUCUCACACCUAAUUACUGCAACCAAUUUGGACGAUAAAAGCCUUGUGUUUGCUCCCUAAUGUCUUUGAGGGUUUCCUCGUGAGAGGACAGUAGGGCCGCUGAAUCACCUACCUCUCCUUGUUGUCGAAGAGUACAGGUACAACCCCUCAAUUACUUAAAAACUGCGACCGAGGGGAGAGGGCGAGAUGUAGAUUGGAAAAUUGAUUGGAAAAUACUUUGUAAGAUGUAGGGUUUCCCCCCAUCUGCAUGAUCUCUUGAUAUGAUUAUGAUAGAAGCUGUCUAUUCAGAAUCUAACUGAGCCCAUUAAACUGACAUCCAUCUCAUAGGAUGCCUUGUGACCCCUGGGAUACAUCAAGCUCCUCUUGACAAAGAACUUUGUGUUUGGCCCUUUGUUAUCAUGCAUAUUGUUGAAUAAAUAAAACGGACUGGCUCACACUGGGGAAGUGGACAUUGUAGUAUGUUUUUCUCUCCUAGGUCUAGGCAUUAUGAACCCACCUCUUUUUGGACAUAGCUGUAAUCGAUUAACUGCAUCAACAAAAAAACUGGAAACACUUCCAAAGAGUCUCCUAACACAGAGCUGUGGCAUGUCGUCUUCUAAAUAUUCUAGAAAGAUAAAGAUGUCUCUGCUCUUAGUUGCCAUAUAUGCCUGAUGUUGAAAAGAGAAUUUCAUGGAGGAAACCUGAGUAGAGUUAGUUUCAAAGAAUAUACUGAAGGCCCUAAACUGCUUAACACUAUGGAUAGACUAAAAGAGACAUCUUAGCAAAGCUUGCCUUUGUUAGAAUGUCCAAGUUCUCAGGGACCUAGGCAUAACUGGCUCUCACUGGGGCCCCAUGGGCAGGCCCUGGCUUAGCCAGGCUUUUCUUAUUUUUACUGUUUUAAUAAUGUGAGUUGAUGGUUGAUAUUUCCCAGUAAAAUCAUCAUGUUGACCAAUUCCAAAGUUGAAUUGUCUAAAGUUUUCAACAUAAAUGUGAGCGAGGUUUCAGUACUAUCAACCAUGCUUCAUAUGUACUAAAAAAAUUCCAGCCUAACCAAUUCAGACUUUCUAAGCCUACCCUUGAUGAAGGAGAAAUUCCCCGUGCCUUUGUUUUCCAGUGUAUGCAUCAUUGGCUAACUGGUCUACCUCCUCAAAGCAGUUCCCUGGAUGGAUUAAUCAUGAGGUGUGAGCCACUUUCAACACACAAGGCUGUUGUUACUGGUGGAAGCCAUAUUGCACUUGAUACAACAGUUUUAAAGUGUCUUUUGUAUUUAACACUGAUACAUCAUUGUUGAGGUAGCUUUUAAAUUUAACACUAAAACAAUGGACAACACAUUUACCACCUGACAGACAGAGAUCUGUCUUAACACUGGCUUUGCUAACCUAAGUAUUGAUAGUCACCUUACUGAAGAAAAUAAAAUCUUCCAAAUUAUAAGAUUAAAGUCUCAUGAUGAAACUAUUCUUUCCAAAAACCAAAUGUAGAGGAUCAAAAACAAAAUUUUGGCCUAUACUAAAAUAAUAUGGGUUCAUUUGCAUAUUAACACAAAUAUAAAGAGAGAUGUACAGCCUCACUUUUGUAAAUUUCAGUUUUCAAUAUGUUUUUUUCAAAAAUUGCAAGAGGUUAUUGAAGAUAGCAACUUUUUUAGUUCAUUACUUUUAAUCAUGAAGUAUUCAAUUUCCAUAAAGUCAACUCUAGUUUGAGAAAGUACCAUGUGUUCCCACAAAAGUGGCGUUUUCUCCCCAUCUACAUCAGGGUGGAUUUCUGCAGCAUAUUGAUACUGAAUUUUCAUUUUAACCUCCUGCGUGUUACCAUAUUUCUCUGUUACUAAUAAACAGGUUAAAUCAGGGUACAUGAAAUCAUUGGGCUCUCAGUGAUAAUGGCAAGCUCUAAUUUGUGUACCACUGUGUACUAAAGUGGUUUAUGCACAUAACAUUAUUCUUUGACCAUGAAGUGGUUCUGCUCGUGUUUCAUAAUUAUGAUACCAUGUUUAAUUAAAACUGCAUAAUAUUGAUGGGUUCAUUAAAAUAGCCAACACUUACUCUGUGGACUUGACACUCUUUCCUUAUAUUUUCAGUAAAUUCUUCCAUGUCCACAGUCACGUAGCUCUGAUCCAUCUGCUCACUGAAUCUGAUGGACACUGUACAGUAGCAGUCAAUUUGUGCUAUAGUAACAGUGACGCCUGAGCUUGAUCAUGCCUGUUUGUAAGAAUCCAGCUUCUGGUCUCUCUUCUGUUAAUGAACUGCAUAUUGCAUUAGAAUAUGAAAAAUAAAAGACUAAUUAGAGAGAGGAAGGAAGAUUUAUUUUGCAUCCUGAAUGAAAUAUAUAUAUUAUAUAUAUUUCGACAGUGUAAACAAGCAACUGCUGCAGAAUGUCCUGUGUGUAAUAGUGUCUUGUGUUACCUGUAUGCUGUGCUAAAUCAGGGGAGACUGCAGAACAGUGCCCUUCCUGUCUCUUGUCCACGGCAUCUAUAUCUGGUGAUAAGUUUCUGCUAUGUACCUUUUGCAGUGGACUUUAUAAACUCUGUUCUCCAAACCUUUCUUUUUAAAAUAUGAACAAUUUCAUCAACACUGAAGUAUUAACAGAUUAUAUGAGUCAGAGUGCUGAGCUGAGACAGCUUCUAGUUGAACUUAAUUUAUCACAAAAUACACCAUAGCUGAGAAAAGCAAUUACGAAUGCCUUCUGCAUGUUCGUUAUAUCUAACAGGAACGGUGCAAUUUUUUAAAUACAAAAAUGGUGUAGGGUUAGAAUGGAUGUGUCUGCAUUCAUAUCUGCUGUGUGUCUAUCUUUAUAUUAACACUGUACAGACUUAAAAUUCUAAGUUUCAUUCUAAGUAAAAGGAUGGGCCAAUCUUGGGUAGAGAUACUUUGUUUUAUUAGCUCCCAGUGGAGGCUGGCAUUUGCUCUUUUAUCUUCUACCAUAUACUCAGAAAUGUGUGUCUGGAAUGAUUUACUAGAUAAAUGUAUGAUUAUGUUCCAUGUUUUUGGCCCCUGGAUUCAAAUCCCUACAUUUGGUAGAUUUGGGUAAAUUUUGCUGUUUUUAAAGUAUCUUUUGUGUAAAAAGAUUACAUUUUUAUAAUAAAUGGCAAGUAAGA